Molecule: messenger RNA, 5849 nt
Organism: Acanthaster planci (crown-of-thorns starfish)
Lineage: Eukaryota; Metazoa; Echinodermata; Asteroidea; Valvatida; Acanthasteridae
Product: transmembrane protein 145-like
Biological process (GO): G protein-coupled receptor signaling pathway; response to pheromone
Source: RefSeq, a predicted model, not a curated record
UCGACGUAACAAUAAAAAGAGGGCGCUAUAAACAAUGGAGGGCGCCCGCGGGAAAUGAAUAUUCAUAUUAAAGUUUCCAGGGCAAUUUGCAUAUGAAACAAACAAACCGUAACUGGAACGUGAGCACUGCAGCCGCCAAAAAGAUUUCUUGCCGAUUUCUGUCGAUUUCUAACCGCUUAUUUGAUAUUUCUUUGGAAAAUAAACACCGCAGUGGACAGAACAGUCUCCUGCUGUUUAUCAGCAUGAGUUUCACCGGUGUUUUGGUCGCAGCUUUGCUGCUGGCGAUCUUCCCGACCGUGACCGACGGAAAAUACGUGGAAGGCGUUGUGGACACCAGCAAGGAUAUGGAAUUUCUGGGACGAUUUGUGUUUGAGCCAGGAGAGUACGGACAGCUGUGGUACGAGUUCAAGUACCCUGCGGAACUUUGCUGUUACCAGAUGAUAAUGUUCAAUGACGAAGAUAAUCAAUGGCCUUACAUCAGAGCCAAUGAAGACAAACUGACUUGCCUGCAGAAGAAGGCUCAGAUACCGUCCAACUACAACACUCAAAUCACUCUCAGCACGCCCUACAACUGCAAGAACAAGACUGAGAAUGGCCGAGAGUUGCUGGUCUGCUCAGGCACCCGUCACUUCACAGCAAAGCGCCCUCGCUGGUGGUUCAUCAACAUCGCCAACUGUAACGGCAUGAGCCCCCAAGAGGGGGUUCACAUCCAGUACAAACUCAACAUGACUAACGGAAUCCGUCCCCUGGACAAGCACUUCUCCGGCGACGAACGCUACACGUUGGAGACAAGUAUUGCCUUCACUGCGCUGUACUUUCUCAUGGCUUUGACUGGAACCUACUAUAAAUAUCAAUUGUCCAAGAAGCGCCUCCUGCACUCCACCUACCAGCUCUUCUUCACCUCCAUCUGCCUUCAGCUGGCCUCUCUCAUCUUGACCGUCGGAGCCCUGGCCAGCUUCGCCCAGGAUGGGAUCGAGAUGCCUGCACUCAAGACAACCGGACAUGUGAUCUCAGCAAUUGGCGAUGUCAUCUUUAUUCUGACGCUGAUGCUGGUCGGCAAAGGCUACACCAUCACGAGGGGCCGAAUCAGCACCAGCGGGAGUGUCAAGUUGGCCAUCUUCAUCAGCCUGUAUGCUCUGACCUAUGUCUUUCUCUUCACCUACGGUCAGUCCAACUUUGACCCCAGGGACGUCAUGUUCAUCUACGACAGCCCCGCUGGGAUGGGAAUCAUUGUGCUGCGUGUCUUGGGAGUUAUCUGGCUCUACUAUUGCGUGUUCUUCACCGUCAAAAACUUCACCCACAAGCUCAAGUUCUACGUGCUGUUCAUGCUCUUCUACUGCAUGUGGUUCUCCGCCGAGCCCGUCAUGAUCGGUGUGGCCAACGAGUUCAUCCCUAAAUACAUCAGAGCCAAGAUCGUGAGCGGUGUGUACUGGACCAUCACGUUUAUCGGACACAUGUACUUCCUGAUCCUGACCAGGCCGGACAAGACCAACAAGUACUUCCCGUACCACAUCAAGACCAACCAGGUCGCAGCAAUGAUUGUCGGGGACACAGACGAUGAGGAAUCCAACUUCACCAAUCCAUUCAUGGGAGCACCGCUGACACGUUCGCUCACCAACAUCUUUGUGAACACGUCCACACCGAAAGUCACCGUAGAUCCUCCUUACGACAACGCCGCAUCCAAACCAGUCGCCAGGACUAAACCAGUGGCCGGAGCUAGACCAGCAUCUGGAGCCAGACCAGGAAAACCCAUGGUCAACAACUUUGUCUCUGCCUCACUCCACGCUGUCUCCGAGUCCAACUCGAUUGAUGAUUUCAAGGACACCACUCCAGCCACCCCACCAAAGCUGGCUUCCAGAUUUGGGCCUGACUUCUCAAUUUUCUGCGUGGAAAAGUCCAAAACACAGCCAACUGCCAAUGUGAAGAUCGAAAACGAGAAACAGGAAAAUCCGGCUUCCAAGAAAGUCUCCCGACCAAAAGGCAAGAAACCGAGCAAGAAGGUUCGACCUCAGCAGGCCAUUUCCAAGACAUCUGCCGCUGCUCGCAUUCUGGCCGAGAAUGACCGUAAGACCACCGACCAGAAUGAUGGAGUCAAGCAGCAAUCCUCCUACGACUUGGAGUUCGUAGAGAUUCCUCUGGAUGACCUGACCAUAACUGACAUGUAAACAGAUUGCCUGCCCGACAGCCCAAGAUGCAAAAUCUUUCCGUCUGUUUCUUCUCUUGGUAGUGACUUUUUUUUUUUACUUUUUGAACUUGAAGCAAACCUAAAACAUCUUUUCUUUUCCUCAUAAAUAGAAUUUGAUUUAUUUUUCUGUGUUCAAUGAUAUGUUUGUUUCACUGUUAGAUUUAUUUCAGUCAUGUUCAAAUUCUUUCCAAAUGGUUGGUUUUUGGUGUUUCGACUCUGAUGUUCCCCCCCAAAAAAUGACAUCAACUUGAACAUGAUGGAUGAGUUUGCAGUAAAGCCAUUAACAAAGUUUGAUCAAGCCGGUCUGGUAGAAAGUCAAAAUCAAGGGCAACAGUUGAAAAAGUCAAGUUGAGGUCCAGCUGGUCUAAAUGACUGGGAAAAAUAUCAAGCAGGAAUGUCAAAGGUCAAAGGUGUUCCACUGGGUGUGUCCAGUGUCAUCCUCAAUCAGUUCAUACAUCACAGGUUUUUCUCUCCAGGAAGAAACAGCUGUUAUCAAUCUUUCAAAAUAGGUUCAAGACAAAUGCAGAGCAUAGAGUAGGACAGUCUUUCCGGUAUGUGACAUUCUUGUCAUCUUGCUCAACUCCACGGCAUGGAAAACAUGGUUGCUUUUCUCAGACAUUUCCACCUUAGCAUCAUCGCCACUCGGUUCACGGUUGCACAUUGGUGGCUCCUGGGUGGAGAGAAUUCAGCACUUACAGUAAUGUCUUACUCAGGGACACAAACAAUAGGAUUCAUCAAGAACUUUUACUUCAAAUUGUUUUGUUUUCGUCUUUUCUUUUCAUUUGUUUUUUUGCUUAAUAUCUUCAAAUUACAAGUUGUCAACAUGUGUUUUGACUCAUGGGCUGCGUUAGUGACUUAUUUUUAGGAGAUAAGUUUAUUUUGGUAGCAUGUUUUCACACAUACUACAAAAGAAUAAAUUAUAUUAUACAGCAUGCUAUUUUGGUUCUUUUUAUGUUUUUUUCAGUAAUUUUACUGGGUAAAACUUUCAACUUUAGCAAUCUUGACACAGUUAAUUCAAUCAAAGGAUUUCUUUUUCAUUUUAAACAACAAAGUUGAUCUGCUGCACUGACGACACCAAAGUUAGAUUUUUGUUCCUGAUUUCAUCCCCUUCUUGCACCCUAAUAGUCUAGCAUUACCGUCCGCUGAAGCAGUCUGGUCCAAAUUUGUCGAUUACUCGGUCUUUGCACCCCAAUCGACAUUUUGUCUGCCAGGUCUGCAGUGAAGUUUUUUUGUUUGGAAUUUAUUUUCAUCUUUGAACGCAGUGAAUUAGAUUAUUUUUUGUUCCCCUGGUUUUGAUUUGUUUUUUCAAAGUAGGUCAUUUGAAUUUUGCAAAACUGGUCCUGUUAUUUACCACAGAAAAAAAAGAAAAAAAAAUUGUCCACUUUCCAAACUUUUUGUUACAAAGUUGUCAGUGCAGCCUAUCAUUGAAGCAUACAAUCUUCACUCAGUUCAGAGCAAAGCAAUCUCUCUCUUGAGUUCCAUUUGGUUUUUCAUUUUGAAGUUACUGAUACAGCCCAUGACUGCACAGGUUUCGUCACGUGAAAUUUUAUUUUACAUUUUUCUUCACGUACUUAUUUUGUUUUGAUUUAAGUCAUAUGUUAGAUUCAUUUUCUUGAUGUUUUGUUGAAAAAAAUCGCCAGGAAAACAUCUUUAGGUUUUAAGUUUAUUUGUAUUUUUAUGUUGUCAACAUACCUACAGCAUUUGUGCAAUCAAUUUGAUACCAGAAGCGGUUUUGAUUUUUCAACACAAGCAGUCAUUGGAUAAAAACAGUUCAAAUUGCUAUGCUAUUUUUUAAUUUUUUGGUUUUUUUAAAAGUUGAACAAAAGGGUUUCUCAUUCGUGAUUUAACAGCUAUUUCUUCCUCGGAGGUUCUUGAAAUCUUAAGCUCUGGAAUAGGAUUUACCACUUGCUUGUUCUUCAGUUCACAAAGACUGGAAGGGGAUGACACUGGGGGAAGUCUAGAUGGUCUGAGAAAAACUUCAACUUGGGGGUCGUAAAAGUCCGUGUUUCAAAGUUGAGUCUUGCAACUGUCUCUCAGUCAGAGGAUCAAAGAUUGGCAGAAUCCUUUCGCAAGUCCACCAUUUUAAAAAUCUGUGCAGAGCGACUUGCACAGUCACGGAGGUUUCUGGGACCAAGUCCACAUCAGCAAGUCAGAUAACUUUGUGCGUCACAUCAGUUUGAGUCAUGAAGUUAAUGGCAACAGAAUGUUUGGGAUCAAGUCUGAGUUGUGACUGAGGUCAAACAUCCGAACUACCAAAUUCAUUUCAUUUUUGUUGACCAAGCGAUCAGAGUCCGCACGAAGACAACACCGAAAACUAAACAACACUUCCGUUUUUCUUCUCAGUGUGAUUAUAUUACAGGCAUGUUAAACUUCUUGUUUCUUUUGUUUUCUCCAUAAAUUUGCACAAACUUGCAUCUUGGGCUGUCGAAAACCACGGUCACCAGCAACAACUUGGUGACACGACUUAAUGCACAAACCCUUCGCCACCUUUCUUGCCACAUCAUAUCUCCAUCCUCAUCAAUAUGCAAUUUGGAAGAUUCACAGGGCACUAUUUCCAUUUGAAACCAGGAACCACUCUAGAGGUGCCUUUGGAGGUAAAAUACUCCUUGGAGUCGAGUAUCAAAUCUUAUCUUGUUUCACAUCCAUAUUCCCAAAUACAGUGCGUGUACAAUCAAGCAACUUCCAUACACGAGGCCAGUUGUACAUGUACAUGCAGCCACAUGGCACGGGGCAAGUGCAUCACAUUUUAUUCACAAAAAAAGUCUCACCGACUGACGCCAAGUACAUAUUGAAAACGGGACAAGCUUGACAUUAUGUCCAGAAAGAGUGAAGCGACACACAGCUUUGCACGCAGAGGUUGAUAUCCUCCUCACCAUGAAUUUCAGUGCAUGAAUUGAAUAGUCAGCAACAGAUAAAAGCUGCAACAGAUAAAAGCUGACUAUUUUGAAUAUACAAAAAACCAUGAUUGGUUACCAUACAGCAGCAGCGUUCUGAUAAAGUUUGUUGAAAAUUCAAAGACUUCCCAGAUGGAAGCAGCUGGAUAAGAAAUAUUCAGUGACUGAUUCAAUUAUUGGAAAAAAAUUAUUUGAAACUCUGUGUAGGACGACAAAAUGAAUUUCUGAAAUGCAUUCUUCUCAAGUCGCAAAAAAAAGGCAUUAUUGUCAAUCACAAAGGAAACUAAACAUAAAUACGGAACAAAACUGAUAGGAUUAAUCCCUUAGCUCUUCGUACUAAUUGGAUCAAACUUGUAAAAUUGAACUUGUAAAAUUGAUCAUCAUGAAAAUCACGGAAAGUAAUUGAUAACACACUGAAAACAAAUUUGGCUAUUCACAAACACUGUAUCUAAUUCAGACUUACUCGCAGCAAGGAAAAGAGUGCCAAGAAUUAUCACUGUAAAACAAGGAAAGUACCGGUAACCGAGUUUUGCCAAAGUAAUCUGACAGUGGGAACUUCCAGCUCUCACAGCAAAUUUCAUAAAACCAACAUAUUAGUGGAAGUAUAAUCAUCUAGGUCGUUCAACUUUAUUUACAAAACCCGGGACAAAAAGAAACAUCUGUAAGAAUUUAUCUCUGUAUAAUGAAAUAACAAAAACAGCUAGAAUUUCUGUCAGCUCAUAAAGAAGCUGUGAGGUUCGAGAUGAACCAAUAAAAUAACUGAAAACCGA